Messenger RNA from Anopheles cruzii, 2457 nucleotides. RefSeq names its product sphingomyelin phosphodiesterase 4. Gene Ontology annotation, molecular function: sphingomyelin phosphodiesterase D activity. Gene Ontology annotation, biological process: ceramide biosynthetic process; sphingomyelin catabolic process; glycerophospholipid catabolic process. The transcript is spliced from 5 exons. NCBI's taxonomy places the organism in Eukaryota, Metazoa, Arthropoda, Insecta, Diptera, Culicidae. The record is from RefSeq and is a predicted model, not a curated record. Bases 121 to 2274 code for a protein of 717 amino acids.
CUCUUUAAGCAUAUUUUAUUCAUCAUUCUCGUGUUGUGCGCGGUUCGUGAUAACUUUUAUUAGUUCAAUUGAUACAGAGUUGUUCUUCGAUAAAGCUGUUGUUGUAUUUUAAUAUUGAAAAUGAUUCAAUAUGCCAAAAGCUAUCCAACUGAAAAUAAACAGGUUAAUAAUAAUUGGCAAGGAAUAAUCGAGGUUUAUUUUCACGGAUUGCCCUUUCACCUACGAUCAAAUGCGACCAGACAAUUUAUAAAACAAUUCCAGAACACUGGAGAAGAGUCGCUGGAGAAUUUAUGUUUCUAUGUGAAGGAUCUAAUCGACACCGCGACCGUUGGAGAUCUGCACGACAUAUUCGCACCGUUAGUCGAGUCCAUCUUCGACACGGAGAAUAACCGUGGCUGGAAUCUUCGCAGGAUAACUGAAAAACAGAAUGACGAAUUUAUAACCCUACGCCACUUUUUCGACGUUGUCGAUGGACCAAUGUUUCGGUUGUGCUAUCACCUGCGGAAUUAUCGUUAUGAGCUGCCAGUAUCCUUGUUGCCUUAUGCAAUGCAGGAUAUGGUGCGAUCUGAAGGAUGCCCUGCCUUCUACCGCGAGGUGUUGUCAUUCGAUAAGCUCAGUCACACGAAAGACGCUCUUUUCCUUAACCCAUUUGAUUAUUUCUUGUUUCAUUUUGCACACUACGGCACGAUUCCUCAAGUGAUCCUUGAUCCUAGAUGGAACUCGAACAAUCAGAAACGACCACAAACGGUAUAUAAUGUGCUGGCCGCCGAUUACAUGUGCAACUUUCUUCCGAAUAAACCUUUUUCCGAGGUGUUUCCACAAAUGACGAUGCCGAGUAAGGAGCUGUGCUCACUUAUCUGUCCAACGAUGUUUUUAUUACCAGGAAAUGGGGUGCACGACACGUCUUCUCAACGAACACCUGCAACUGCCGAGAUUUACCAAUACGGCCAUUGGCGUUCCCGGAGCGUGAUGUUCAUUUUCCUUGAUAUGUGGCUUCGACUGGAUGUGAACCCAGUGCUGUGUCAUCCUGACCCGCUGAGCUGUACACUGAGUAUAGAGUUGCUCACUAACAUUCGUGCUCUUGUGAAGCAGAUACACAAAUUCAGUAGCAUCAAUACUGAUUUAGAUUUUCCGGCAAUCAGACAAUUGCGCAGUGAAGCACAGCGGCAACUUAAAGAACGUAUUGAGCCGUUCCUUUGGGAACUAAUGUGCCAUUGGUCACCUGAUGAAUCUUUGAAGGAACUCCUCGAGGUGUGGCUGAGUUACAUUCAACCAUGGCGCUAUAGAAGCUAUCGUGAUUCAAAGCAACUUAUGCAAUUCCAAACAGUGUUCAUUGCUGACAAUAUCAGUGCUUACACACAACCUCUCGUUCAUCUUUUGUUACGGUUCUCAAAGUACGACCCUGCCCAUCCGAGCUUUUGGCGACCACUACAUCGCGUGUGCACCGUAUUUAACCACCACGACUUGGCGAGAAUCAUUCGAAGCUAUGACAAAAUUGAGAGUGAAAAAAGUCGAUUGGAAAACUAUACAACCAUCUACGGGACGCACUACUGUUCGAUGUUUGCAGAUUCGAGUCCAGAAAUGGAAUUGCUAAUGGAUCAGCUGGGCAGCCGAAUAAAAUUCCUUAGGCAUAUGCUCACAUUCGGAAACCAUUACGACUCGUGGAGCAAUCAGUUGCUCCACUUCGUAUACAAGCUUUUGCAAUUAUAUACAUUCGAUCAACAAGAGAUGCUCUUAUUGCAUUCACGGCUGGAGUUUAUAUACAAUGUUCUCACUGAAAAGCUCAAUGCUCCAGCACGGCAGGGAUUACUUAACGAGCCCAAAAACAAACCACGAACUGCACGCAACGGAUUCUGGAUGCCAGGGUUUUUUGGGAAUCCUGAUCUAAUUCCUGCAACGAGCACUGAAAAUGCAAUGCUUGUGCGAACUUUUCAUCGACUUAGCGAGAGGUUGAACAUAAUGUUUGAAAGCAAGCUUUAUGUGAUCUGGCUGAGUGAAACUGUUUGGUGCGCUCUUGUUCGCCAGGUUUUGGAGCCACCUGUGACCUUUUACACCUAUGUCCGUAAUACAAAGCGACAAAGGGAGAAACAACGGAUUUAUCUCGGUCCUCGCAUAAGCUUUCGCUUCCUCGCUUCAUACAGGAACAUCGCCUACGUUUUGCUCGCGAUACUACUUGGUGUUCUACUAUAUGGUUCACCGUUCUUUGGCCUUCAAAUCAUUAUGUUGUUAUCGUUUGUUCGUAUCGUGCUACGUGCAAUUUUCUUUCCUCAGUAGUUUGGUUUUAGCUGUAUCUAAUAAGCAUUAUACCAGAUAUCAUUAUUUUGUAAAUUGAUAAAAUAAAUAAACAUUUACCAGCCAGCGCUAGAUUGUACAAAAUAAUCUGUUCCUAAACAUUGUAUACAGUGUACAAAAAUAUAUUGAACAACACAUAUAUUCACACAUUUCGCAUAACAAUCU